UACCAGUCAAUGGAUGAAACGCGUAAUGUAGGAAUAUGGUAGGACAAAUUUCAUUUUACUCACAUUAUCUCCCACAGAUUUCCACGGCUGAAUUUCAGACUCAACACUCACUAUCCAUUUGUGAGAUAGCAAAACAGAUAAGGCUAUGGAAAUUGCUGGUACUAUUGCAAGCAUAGUGCAACUUUUCUGUGGACAUUGCUGUUCAAAUGACUCAAUCUCUGAACAAUGCAGCCAUUUGAGAAAACCUAAAAAAGUACUACAGAUAUUGGAAGACAAAAUGGAGUUACUUACUGCUCGAGAAGAGGAUGUGAAACAAAAGUUACACGUGGAAAAGGUGUGGAAUGGGAUGGAUCCGACAGCUGAAGUGAAGUUGUGGCUUGAAAAUGUGCAGAAGAUGAAAAAUAUAAUGACUAGUUUGAAAAAGGAAAUUCAAGAUAAUAAAAGCUGUUUAUGUGGAUGUUUUCCAAACUAUUACCGUAGAUUGAAGUUGGGGAACUCUGUUACUAAAAAGAUGCGUAAGGUUCAGAAGCUCCUUGAUAAUAGCAAAUUUUCAGACAGUUCAUUGGUUAUUAUGGUGCCAGGGAGAGGAAAAACUUUUCCGGGAACUACAUUAGUAGGGGAUACUGCCAAAGGAAUUUUGCUGAGAACUUGGGAGUACCUGAUGGAUGAAGAUAUUGGAAUUAUUGGUAUUUAUGGGAUGGGAGGAGUGGGGAAAACAUCCAUCAUUAAAGAAAUUAAUAAUGAACUGUUAAGCAAAAAGGCAAUCUUCGAUAAUGUUAUUUGGGUAACAGCAUCAAAGGAUUUAGAUCUAGAGAAACUGCAGAAGCAUAUUGCGAAAGAGAUAGGCUUAUCUUUUCACGAUGAAGAUAGUGAUAUUACAAGGGCUAGUGAACUAUUUGAAGCUUUGCAAAGAAGAGGUAGGUGUCUGCUAAUAAUUGAUGAUUUGUGGGAGGCAUAUUCUCUAGAGAACAUCGGAUUUCCUAACCCAACGAAGGAAAAUGGUUGCAAAUUGUUAAUAACUACUAGGUCAUCAAGUGUAUGCCGACGCAUGGAAACAGUACAAGAGAUUGAAGUUCACAAGCUUUCCAUGGAAGAAGCAUGGGACUUGUUUCAACAAAAGGUUGGCGAAGAGGUUCUCUCGUCCCCAAGAAUACGAGAUCUUGCUAAGGACGUUGUGAAUGAAUGUUCUGGUCUACCGCUAGCACUCAUUACAGUUGGACGGGCUUUGAGAAAAGAAAACAACAUUAGACAAUGGCAGGCGGCAUUGAGUGAGUUGAGGAACUCAACUGCCAACAUUGAAGGGAUGGAGAAUCAAGUUUUUGCACGUUUGAGAUUUAGCUAUGACAGACUAAUGGAUGAUAUUGUUAGCUCCUUCCUUUUUUGUAAAAGAGCUUAAGAAACCUGCAAUAUGUCUUCAAGAAUAGAAAAGAACCAACCAUGGACUUGAAGAACCAAAAGAAAAUGCAAAACAGGGAAGAACAGAAUGGAGAGAAAGAACAGCUUCUGGGACAAAAAAAAUCAGUCUUCAUUCAUUUUUUUCCAUCUAACAUACGUGCUUCAUACAUAACUUUUUACAUAGAAAAUGUAAAAUAUAUAAAAGGCUGAAUAUAGAGUACAUUAGCUUUCUAUUCAACAUGGUCAUUGCAGACUACUUUACAUCCUGCUGUAGAUUGGAAAAGAUAGCCUAAGUUAGGAGUUUAAAUAAAAGCUUCACUUCCUUCAUUCUCCUCCUUGAAGCUUUUAUUUAACACUCAACUUGAUGUUUCAAAUCAUCAAAACAACAUUUUGCUAGAAGCUUUGUAAGCAAAUCAGCCAUUUGAACUUGUGAAGGACAAUAUUGCAAAUUCACUUCUCCUUCUUUCUCAGCU
Olea europaea var. sylvestris is the source of this 1868-nucleotide messenger RNA. Its product is annotated as disease resistance protein RPS5-like. The record is from RefSeq and is a predicted model, not a curated record. The transcript is spliced from 2 exons. Gene Ontology annotation, molecular function: ATP hydrolysis activity; ADP binding. Lineage: Eukaryota; Viridiplantae; Streptophyta; Magnoliopsida; Lamiales; Oleaceae. The coding region runs from base 146 to 1396 and encodes 416 amino acids.